Molecule: messenger RNA, 1650 nt
Organism: Ostreococcus tauri
Lineage: Eukaryota; Viridiplantae; Chlorophyta; Mamiellophyceae; Mamiellales; Bathycoccaceae
Product: von Willebrand factor, type A
Exons: 1
Coding region: 1-1650 (549 amino acids)
Source: RefSeq, a predicted model, not a curated record
AUGGCUCGGUUGUCGGGAACGGUGGAGGGGGCGGCGGUGAUGGGACGGAUUCCCGAGGAUGUGCUGCCGUUUUUGUUGCGAUUGCCGAGCGCGGGCGGAGACGCCGAGGCGCUGCGACGGUCGGCGUCGGGGGUGGCGGAGUGGAAGAACGCCUUGUCCAGGGGGCUCUUACCGGACGCCGACGUGAUUUGGCCCGAGGACGACACGUUUCGCGAGGCGAUGAUCGAGGCGCUGGGGGAUUUAGACAUGGCGCGGUUCACUCGGCGGUUUCCACCGGUUUUGGACACGCUCAUGAAGAACAUACUGGAUAUUCUGUACAUUUACGAACGCGAUCGCGUGGAAGAGGACGGCGAACCGGAGAUGCCGCCGAGUGAUCCUCAGGAUUCACAGAGUAUGAGCGACGGCGAGGGCGAGGGUGAGGCCCAGGGGAGCGGCGCCGGAGAUGACUCCGACGAGGAUGGCGACGGCGAGGAGCAGAGUCAGGCGGGCGGCCAGGGAGGGGGUGGGGACGAUGUGGACGGCGACGAUAACGUGGACGAUUUCGAUGUUGGCGUCGAUGCCGAGCAGGCGGCGAAGGAACAAGCGAAGGAGCAAGCGAAGGAGAAGAAUAAGGAAAUGGUGCAGAAACUUAUGGAGGAUUUCAAGGAGCAGUGGGAGCCAGCGGUGGAUAAGCUCGACAAGGCGGCAAAAGCGUUUGAGGGUCUAAACUUGGACGAUCUCGCGGACGGUCCCGAAGGAUUCGAUCUCACCCGCGGUCUGUGGCAGCAGACGGGAUGGAAGGAGCUCGAUUCGCUUCGUAAGAAGCUCCAAGAUUUGCGCGAGUUGCGAGACAUGGUGCGCAGUUUAGGACGAGGGAGCGGGCGCGGGCCUCUUCGCCGAGCGCCGCGUCAGCGCGAGCGUCAGGGCUUUCCGAUGGGCCUCGUGCGAAGCCCGAUGGAGCCCGAGGAAACAGCGGGACUGUGUCGAUCGGAUGACAUUUCGCGCAUGAUGCCAAGCGAGUUGACGCUCCUCGCAUCCAGUUUGCCACAGGCGCGGCUGCUACACUUUGCUCGCCGUGCUGAGCACACGUUGCUCUCGUACGAGCGCGUGGGGUGGUCAGAGGAACCAGCGAUCACGAUUGAGGGUUUUGAAACGCGUCCCGCCGCGGAGUGCGGACCGAUCAUCGUCUGUCUCGACACCUCUGGCUCGAUGAUGGGCGCGCGUGAAACUGUCGCCAAGGCCAUGGUGCUCGAGUGCAUGCGUCAGAGUCGAGCGCAGCAGCGCGCGUGCUUCUUGUACUCUUUUAGUGGACCCGGUGAUUGCCAAGAGCUCGAGCUCAAGCUCAACGCCACCGGGCUGUACGGCCUCUUGGAGUUCCUCAGCGGUUCGUUCCACGGAGGCACCGACGUUGACGAGCCGUUCAAUCGCGCCCUCUCUCGCUUAAACGAGGCCGAGUGGUCCAACGCCGACAUCUUACUCGUCACCGACGGCGAGAUCGCACCGCCGGACGAGAACUUGGUCGCCAAUCUGAACGAAGCCAAGGAAGAGAUGGGACUGAAGGUGCACGGAUUGCUCGUCGGAGACGCCGGAGACCCGGACGUAAUGAAGUCCCUGUGCACGCACACGCACAAGUUCCAAUCCUGGAGCGCCGUGGGCGGUAAACCGUCGUGA